This is a messenger RNA of Hyla sarda, 2513 nucleotides long. It is a transcript of the gene SLC5A1, whose product is annotated as solute carrier family 5 member 1. Gene Ontology annotation, molecular function: D-glucose:sodium symporter activity. The transcript is spliced from 15 exons. Lineage: Eukaryota; Metazoa; Chordata; Amphibia; Anura; Hylidae. Bases 170 to 2140 code for a protein of 656 amino acids. Gene Ontology annotation, biological process: sodium ion transport; transmembrane transport. Gene Ontology annotation, cellular component: plasma membrane. The record is from RefSeq and is a predicted model, not a curated record.
UUAUCAGUAUCCUGGGUUUUGGAAGUAAAUCAGGGGCAGGUUAUACAUUGAUGGCAAGGUAAGGGGCGGGAAGACUAAUGUGGGAUAGGUUUAUAAUUAACCCCACACCUAAAGGAAGGGUAGUGGACCUGGUGGCAGAGGCUGUGUGUCACACAGUGAGGGAGGCAAGAUGUCAACUGUCCCAAGUAUCACUACAGAUGCACCUAAAGGCAAUUCCAUCCCCAUCAACAACCCGGCUGAUAUCUCUGUGAUUGUGGUAUAUUUUGUGGUAGUGCUGGCUGUGGGAAUAUGGGCUAUGGUAAGGACAAGCCGUGGUACAGUUGGAGGUUUCUUUCUGGCUGGGCGUAGUAUGGUGUGGUGGCCGAUUGGAGCAUCUCUUUUUGCCAGUAACAUUGGAAGCGGUCACUUUGUUGGCUUGGCAGGCACAGCAGCAGCUGGUGGGAUUGUCAUUGGAGGCUUCGAAUGGAAUGCUCUGGUUGUUGUGGUCAUUCUGGGAUGGAUCUUUGUACCGAUCUACGUAAAAGCAGGGGUAGUGACUAUGCCAGAGUACCUUCGAAAGCGUUUUGGCGGGGAUCGGAUUCGAAUUUACCUCUCAAUUCUUUCCCUUCUUCUUUAUGUGUUUACCAAAAUCUCUGCGGACAUGUUCUCAGGAGCCAUCUUCAUCCAACAAGCUAUGAAGAUCAACAUCUAUAUAGCUAUUGUAAUGUUGCUGCUGAUCACAGCUAUAUACACUGUUACAGGUGGUCUGGCUGCUGUCAUAUACACAGAUACUCUACAAACCAUCAUCAUGAUUGUGGGAUCAUUCAUACUUAUGGGCUUUGCUUUUAAUGAAGUUGGAGGAUAUGAGGCAUUUAUGGACAAAUAUAUGAAAGCCAUUCCUAAAGACGUAUGGUAUGAUAAUGUAACUAAGGUUGAUGCAAAAUGCUACACCCCAAGAGAAGAUGCAUUCCACAUUUUCCGAGAUCCCAUAAAUGGAGACAUGCCAUGGCCUGGUCUUAUCUUUGGUCUGACCAUCUUGGCUGUUUGGUACUGGUGCACAGAUCAGGUUAUCGUUCAGCGAUGCCUCUCUGCCAAAAACAUGUCCCACGUGAAGGCUGGCUGCAUCCUGUGUGGAUAUCUUAAGCUGCUGCCCAUGUUUUUGAUGGUGUUUCCAGGGAUGAUCAGCCGCAUUUUGUACACAGAGCAAGUUGCUUGUGUCCUACCAGAAAAGUGUAAAGAAUAUUGUGAUACAGAAGUUGGAUGUACCAAUAUCGCUUACCCAAAAAUUGUGAUUGACUUGAUGCCAGAUGGACUUCGAGGUUUGAUGUUAUCAGUGAUGUUGGCAUCUCUUAUGAGUUCCUUAACAUCCAUCUUCAACAGUGCCAGUACCCUGUUUACUAUGGACAUUUACACCAAGAUCCGUAAGAAGGCAUCAGAGAAAGAGCUGAUGAUAGUGGGGAGGAUCUUCAUCUUGUUCCUGAUUGGAGUGAGCAUUGCCUGGGUUCCUAUCCUGCAGUCGGCACAAAGUGGACAAUUGUUUGAUUACAUACAGUCCAUCACUAGUUACCUAGGACCACCUAUUGCCUCUGUCUUCUUUCUGGGUAUCUUUGUGAAGAGAGUUAAUGAGCCGGGAGCUUUUUGGGGACUAAUAAUUGGACUAUUAAUUGGCUUGUCACGAAUGAUCACAGAGUUUGCUUAUGGCACUGGAAGUUGUGUGAAUCCCAGCAACUGCCCAAAAAUAAUUUGUGGUGUUCACUAUCUAUAUUUUGCAAUCAUCUUGUUUGGAGUAACCACCAUCAUUGUAUUGGCAGUGUCCUUCAUGACUAAGCCCAUCGCCGACAAACAUCUUCACCGAUUGUGUUGGGUCUUAAGAAAUAGUAAAGAGGAGAGAGAAGACCUGGAUGCUAAUGACUGGGUUAAUGAAGAGGCUGAAGACGAUGACUUUGAUGAAAAUAAAAAACAAAAUUGCUUUCGUAAGGCCUAUAACUGGUUCUGUGGUUUUGAGGACAAGAAAGCUCCAAAACUGAGCGAAGAGGAGAAAAAAGCUCUGGAAUCAAAGAUGACAGACACCUCAGAAGUGCCUCUCUGGAAGAAUGUGGUCAAUAUCAAUGGCAUCAUCCUGUUGGCUGUGGCUGUUUUCUGCCAUGGCUACUUUGCAUAGAAAUAAUGUGGUGUUAAUAGACAAUUCAGCCACUUCCACCUCAGAUCAAAGAUGAAACGGUUGGUUCUAUGAAAUUUUAUUUUUUCAUAUGAGAACCAAAAAUUGGAUGUUAAGUGAUUUACCAGUAAAAUAUACUGUGGGUAACAUCAUGCCCAUGUACCCCUACAAGCAUUAUACAUUAUGCAUCAGGGUAAAGGAAAGGUUCUAGACAUGAUGCAGGUAAUGAACUGUAUGAAUUGCAUUGACCUGUAACACAUAGGUCAUGCAGAAAAACAUUAAAAUUUUGCUCAUUGAGCUAUAUUACCAGCAGUUGAAAACAAUGGCUAUAAUUAUGCCCCUACUUUCUAUGUAAAUGAUUAUUGUAUUUUAAUAA